Macaca mulatta (Rhesus monkey) is the source of this 6390-nucleotide messenger RNA. Lineage: Eukaryota; Metazoa; Chordata; Mammalia; Primates; Cercopithecidae. The record is from RefSeq and is a predicted model, not a curated record.
UUUUUUUUUUUGAGCCGGAGUCUCACUCUGUUGCCCUGGCUAGAGUGCAGUGGCCCGGUAUCAGCUCACUGCAAGCUCCACCUCCCGGGUUCACACCAUUCUUCUGCCUCAGCCUCCUGAAUUGCUGGGACUGCAGGCGCCUGCCAUGAUGCCCGGCUAAUUUUUUGCAUUUUUAGUAGAGACGGGAUUUCACUGUGUUAGCCAGGAUGGUCUUGAUCUCCUGACCUCAAGAUCUGCCCGCCUCGGCCUCCCAAAGUGCUGGGAAAUAUCAUAUUUACAUGAAAAUGAAUGUUCCUGGUGAUAAACAUCAUUCUUGGGCUAGAUAGUAAAAUCCACCAAUAACUAUGGUAAAAAGAAAGAAUAAAGUUUAGAAUGAACUGAGAGUAGUAUGUUCCAGCAGAAGAUAAACGUUAGGAAAAAUGCAUGCAUAAGUGAUCUUGUUAUAUUUUUAAAUAAGCAUGUCCUUGAUGAGACCCUUAAUAGAGUUUUGAACAUCCCUGUUGAGAGAGUGGAGAGAGGAAGUGUUUUGUGUAGGCGUUCAGGAUCCCUGGGCUCCUCGUAGACAGAGCUACUCUCCCAUUUGCCUUCACCUUACCUCACCUGGCUAGUUGUUACUGCUUGUUAGCACUGGGGACUGGGCAUGGCUGUAUUGACAGCCUGUAAUUUAGUUGGUCUGUAUAAUUUGAUUUUUAGCUUGUAGGUGAGUUUUAGCUUGUGAACCUUUCGAGGGUUGGGAGAUUUCCACAUAUGACUCUCUUGUAGAGUCACAUAUGGAAACAGAAAAGAACGAAGAAAUUUUGUACUUAGUUUUUAGUUCAUUACUCUUAAUUAUCAGUCUUUUUCAAGUUGUUGUGCUUUUUCUUCAAGAACAAUCUUGUUCAGACCCUAAACCUAAAACUCACGGGGGAUAAAAAAAAGCAUGGCUGCUAAAAUUGAAGGUGGGUUUGGAGAGUGGAACCCUGCCUGCUUGCUGUUUUUACCCCCAACUCUCUUCUUCUCCCCGCCACAUCCACCCUACAUCCAGUCAUGGCCCCAUAAAGAUUCUGCAGUCAAACUUUCUGGUUUUAUAGGUGAAGAAAUGUUAGGCUCAGUGCUGUUGGACUCACUCCAAAUCACACUGUUAGGCAGUCGUGGAACUGGGAUUUGAGCCCAUCUUUUAUCACCAAAUCUACUAGUCUGCUGUUAUCGUUAUGUUGUAGACCAUGGAUAACUAACUUAAAAUAACUGUGUUCCCUGUGUUACAGUUUUCAAAGGGUUUCCACAUAUGUAGUCUCAUUCGAUUUUCACUCUGUGGACUGGCAGAGUAGAUUACUGUAACAGUAGUUCGUGUUUAUUGAAGGCGUACCCUAAAUGUUAAGGAUAAGGGUACUUUUGCAUUCGUGUAUUCACCCUUCAUCUGUUUUUUAAACUAAUUUUUUGAAAGACAGUAAUUGGCUGCCCUGUUAAUGUGACUGGAUAAGGAGAGAUUGGCAGGUUAUUUUAGGUUGUGAAUCACAGUUUCAGAAACCGUUAUCACGUUCCUCAAGGUCAUCAAGUUCUGUGGAAUUAAAUUGGGAGCCUGGUCUGCAAGAGUGCCUCUGAAAACUGGAAGGCAAUUUUUGUUUACAAGUCUAGCUUGGUAAUUGGAUGGUUUGUCAAUGCAGCGCAGUCACUUCUCAGUGAGUACCUUUAGUCAAGAGGACACGUUGUAAUUCAGGAGGUUGCUUGGAACAGGAAAAAAACUGAGGGAAUGUGUUAUUUCUGAAGGAUAUUUCUGUCAAGUAGUGGUAUCCUGAUUAAAUGCCCUCCUCCGUUCUAGGGAAUGGAGCAAAAUUUAAAUGGAGUUUAAAGAAGCAAAUCAGUCAUCUAGAGUGGAGAACUUUUCCCUGGAUAAGCUCCACCAUGAGGCGAGGUGGAUGGAGGAAGCGAGCUGAAAAUGAUGGCUGGGAAAAAUGGGGUGGGUAUAUGGCUGCCAAGGUCCAGAAAUUGGAGGAACAGUUUCGAUCAGAUGCUGCUCUGCAGAAGGAUGGGACUUCAUCUACAAUUUUUAGUGGAGUUGCUAUCUAUGUUAAUGGAUACACAGAUCCUUCUGCUGAGGAAUUGAGAAAACUAAUGAUGUUGCAUGGAGGUCAAUACCAUGUAUAUUAUUCCAGAUCUAAAACAACACAUAUUAUUGCCACAAAUCUUCCCAAUGCUAAAAUUAAAGAAUUAAAGGGGGAAAAAGUAAUUCGACCAGAAUGGAUUGUGGAAAGCAUCAAAGCUGGACGACUCCUCUCCUACAUUCCAUAUCAGCUGUACACCAAGCAGUCCAGUGUGCAGAAGGGUCUCAGCUUUAAUCCUGUAUGCAGACCUGAGGAUCCUGUGCCAGGUCCAAGCAAUAUAGCCAAACAGUUCAACAACAGGGUAAAUCACAUCGUUAAGAAGAUUGAAGCAGAAAAUGAAGUCAAAGUCAAUGGCAUGAACAGUUGGAAUGAAGAAGACGAAAAUAAUGAUUUUAGUUUUGUGGAUCUGGAACAGACCUCUCCGGGAAGGAAACAGAAUGGAAUUCCUCAUCCCAGAGGCAGCACUGCCAUUUUUAAUGGACACACUUCUAGCUCUAAUGGUGCCUUAAAGACACAGGAUUGCUUGGUGCCCAUGGUCAACAGUGUUGCCAGCAGGCUUUCUCCAGCCUCUUCCCAGGAGGAGGAUAAGGCUGAGAAGAGCAGCACUGAUUUCAGAGACUGCACUCUGCAGCAGUUGCAGCAAAGCACCAGAAACACAGAUGCUUUGCGGAAUCCACACAGAACUAAUUCUUUCUCAUUAUCACCUUUGCACAGUAACACUAAAAUUAAUGGUGCUCACCACUCCACUGUUCAGGGGCCUUCAAGCACAAAAAGCACUUCUUCAGUAUCUACUCUUAGCAAGGCAGCACCUUCAGUGCCAUCCAAACCUUCAGACUGCAAUUUUAUUUCAAACUUCUAUUCUCAUUCAAGACUGCAUCACAUAUCAAUGUGGAAGUGUGAAUUGACUGAGUUUGUCAAUACCCUACAAAGACAAAGUAAUGGUAUCUUUCCAGGAAGGGAAAAGUUAAAAAAAAUGAAAACAGGCAGGUCUGCACUUGUUGUAACUGACACAGGAGAUAUGUCAGUAUUGAAUUCUCCCAGACAUCAGAGCUGUAUAAUGCAUGUUGAUAUGGAUUGCUUCUUUGUGUCAGUGGGUAUACGAAAUAGACCAGAUCUCAAAGGCAAACCAGUGGCUGUUACAAGUAACAGAGGCACAGGAAGGGCACCUUUACGUCCUGGCGCUAACCCCCAGCUGGAGUGGCAGUAUUACCAGAAUAAAAUCCUGAAAGGCAAAGCAGCAGAUAUACCAGAUUCAUCUCUGUGGGAGAAUCCAGAUUCUGCACAAGCAAAUGGAAUUGAUUCUGUUUUGUCAAAGGCUGAAAUUGCAUCUUGUAGUUAUGAGGCCAGGCAACUUGGCAUUAAGAACGGAAUGUUUUUUGGGCAUGCUAAACAACUAUGUCCCAAUCUUCAAGCUGUCCCAUACGAUUUUCAUGCAUAUAAGGAAGUCGCACGAACACUGUAUGAAACAUUGGCAAGCUACACUCAUAACAUUGAAGCUGUCAGCUGUGAUGAAGCACUGGUGGACAUCACCGAAAUCCUUGCAGAGACCAAACUUACUCCUGAUGAAUUUGCAAAUGCUGUUCGUAUGGAAAUCAAAGACCAGACGAAGUGUGCUGCCUCUGUUGGAAUUGGUUCUAAUAUUCUCCUGGCUAGAAUGGCAACUAGAAAAGCAAAACCAGAUGGGCAGUACCACCUAAAACCAGAAGAAGUAGAUGAUUUUAUCAGAGGUCAGCUAGUUACUAAUCUACCAGGAGUUGGAUGUUCAAUGGAAUCUAAGUUGGCAUCUUUGGGAAUUAAAACUUGUGGAGACUUGCAAUAUAUGACCAUGGCAAAACUCCAAAAAGAAUUUGGUCCCAAAACAGGUCAGAUGCUUUAUAGGUUCUGCCGUGGCUUGGAUGAUAGACCAGUUCGAACUGAAAAGGAAAGAAAAUCUGUGUCAGCUGAGAUCAACUAUGGAAUAAGGUUUACCCAGCCAAAAGAGGCAGAAGCUUUUCUUCUGAGUCUUUCAGAAGAAAUUCAAAGAAGACUAGAAGCCACUGGCAUGAAGGGUAAACGUCUAACUCUCAAAAUCAUGGUACGAAAGGCCGGGGCUCCUGUAGAAACUGCAAAAUUUGGAGGCCAUGGAAUUUGUGAUAACGUUGCCAGGACUGUAACUCUUGACCAGGCAACAGAUAAUGCAAAAAUAAUUGGAAAGGCGAUGCUAAACAUGUUUCAUACAAUGAAACUAAAUAUAUCAGACAUGAGAGGGGUUGGGAUUCACGUGAAUCAGUUGGUUCCAACUAAUCUGAACCCUUCCACAUGUCCCAGUCGCCCAUCAGUUCAGUCGAGCCACUUUCCUGGUGGGUCAUACUCUGUCCGUGAUAUCUUCCAAGUUCAGAAAGCUAAGAAAUCCACAGAAGAGGAGCACAAAGAAGUAUUUCGGACUGCUGUGGAUCUGGAAAUAUCAUCUGCUUCUAGAACUUGCACUUUGCCACCUUUUCCCGCACAUCUGCCGACCAGUCCUGAUACUAACAAGGCCGAGUCUUCAGGGAAAUGGAACGGUCUGCAUUCUCCUGUCAGUGUGCAGUCAAGACUUAACCUGAGUAUAGAGGUCCCAUCACCUUCCCAGCUGGAUCAGUCUGUUUUAGAAGCACUUCCACCUGAUCUCCGGGAACAAGUAGAGCAAGUCUGUGCUGUCCAGCAAGCAGAGGCACAUGGUGACAAAAGGAAAGAACCAGUGAAUGGCUGUAACACAGGAAUUUUGCCACAACCAGUUGGGACAGUCUUGUUGCAAAUACCAGAACCUCAAGAAUCGAACAGUGACACAGGAAUAAAUGUAAUAGCCCUUCCAGCAUUUUCACAGGUGGACCCUGAGGUAUUUGCUGCCCUACCUGCUGAACUUCAAAGGGAGCUGAAAGCAGCAUAUGAUCAAAGACAAAGGCAGGGCGAGAACAGCAGCCACCAGCAGUCAGCCAGCGCAUCUGUGCCAAAGAAUCCUUUACUUCAUCUAAAGGCAGCAGUGAAAGAAAAGAAAAGAAACAAGAAAAAAAAAACCAUCGGUUCCCCAAAAAGGAUUCAGAGUCCUUUGAAAAACAAGCUGCCAAACAGUCCUGCAAAAACUCUGCCAGGGGCCUGUAGCAGUCCCCAGAAGUUAAUUGAUGGGUUUCUAAAACAUGAAGGAACUCCUGCAGAGAAACCCCUGGAAGAACUCUCUGCUUCUACUUCAGGUGUGCCAGGCCUUUCUAGUUUGCAGUCUGACCCAGCUGGCUGUGUGAGACCUCCAGCACCCAAUCUAGCUGGAGCUGUUGAAUUCAAUGAUGUGAAGACCUUGCUCAGAGAAUGGAUAACUACAAUUUCAGAUCCAAUGGAAGAAGACAUUCUCCAAGUUGUGAAAUAUUGUACUGAUCUAAUAGAAGAAAAAGAUUUGGAAAAACUGGAUCUAGUUAUAAAAUACAUGAAAAGGUUGAUGCAGCAAUCGGUGGAAUCGGUUUGGAAUAUGGCGUUCGACUUUAUUCUUGACAAUGUUCAGGUGGUUUUACAACAAACGUACGGAAGCACAUUAAAAGUUACAUAAAUAUUACCAGGGAGCCUGGUGCUCUCCGAUCGCUGUGCCAUAAGUGCUUGUGAGGUAUUUGCAAAGUGCAUGAUAGUAAUGCUCGGAGUUUUUAUAAUUUUAAAUUUCUUUUAAAGCAAGUGUUUUGUACAUUUCUUUUCAAAAAGUGCCAAAUUUGUCAGUAUUUGCAUGUAAAUAAUUGUGUUAAUUCUUUUACUGUAGCAUAGAUUCUAUUUACAAAAUGUUUGUUUAUAAAGUUUUAUGGAUUUUUACAGUGAAGUGUUUACAGUUGUUUAAUAAAGAACUGUAUGUAUAUUUUGUACAGGCUCCUUUUUGUGAAUCCUUAAAAACUCAACUCUAGGAAGCAACUACUGUUUAUUAUACUAAAAGGCUGAAAAACCUCCAGGCCAGACUGCUAAGCUCUGAAAUUCCUGAGAGGUCUCAGACCGGGAUUCUACUUGUUCCAAGAAAGGGUAAAGCUUCUAAACCAUCUUAUUCUUGUCUCCAAGCAUGAACACAGGAGCAUGUUAAGAAAAUCUUUACUUCUUCCAUGUGGAGAAAUCUACAUAUUUUGAAUUAGAAACACCCUCACACCCACUUGAAGAUUUUUUCUUGGGAACAUUAUGUCCCAUAGAUCAGAGGUGAUGUUGUCUUUGCCUCUACUGGCCAUUGAGAAACUGAUGAUAAAAAAGAACGGUAUAGAUUUUCAAACGGAUAUAAAAUAUUUUUAUGCUAUGUUAUGCCGUAACUUUAAAAUAAAAAUGUAGUUUAAAAUUC